Messenger RNA from Cuscuta campestris, 3530 nucleotides. The record is from the annotation of a GenBank genome assembly. NCBI's taxonomy places the organism in Eukaryota, Viridiplantae, Streptophyta, Magnoliopsida, Solanales, Convolvulaceae.
CCCUACCCAACAACCCCCCAUCUCUUGAGCCCUUCCCAUCCGUCAUCGCCACCUCCAACACUCACCAGUCACCACCCCCUAUAUCACUGCAAAUCUUUUCUUUCGUUUAUCUUUUUUUGGGUCUUUUUUUUUGGCUCUGGAGCUAGAGAUGGCCGAUUCCAUCACGCACAAGCAAGAUGCGAUGGGGGCAGGUUUGAAGGAGCAGUGAUGAAAGGACACCGGCGAAGGGGCGAAGAUACUCCGUAACAUUUUCUUGAGGUCCAACCCUUUCGGUACAAUGAUCUGUCGUAGCCUUCGUUUCUGCGAAAAGGUUAGGACUGGUAAAUGCGUUCUUAGCACUAAUCCUUAUCUGAGAAGGAAUUACGGCUUCUCUUCCGCCGCCAAUACAUUCAUUUUCAAUCGUACAAACCCCAAUUUUUUCCCAGCAUCUUAUGAUAAUAAAGAUUAUAUCAAAAUUUGUUAUUUUGUGAGAAAUUAUUGUUCCGGGAAGGGCAGGGAAGUUCUUAAUGAGUGGAGUGAAGACAUAGUGUACUUGGAUGAAUCGGGUGGAGUAAUCUACUCUGGAAAAGGGAUAAGGUCAGUCGAGCCCGGUCUUGAUGACCAUGUAAUGGUGGGUGGCUUGAAGAAGCCUAUUCUGAAUGCUUCUGCAGUGGCUAAGAUAGUUGAGAUUGUUAAAAGGUGGAGAUGGGGUCCUGAUAUGGAGACCCAGUUGGACAGACUUCAUUUUGUGCCGAACAUGACUCACAUUACGCAGGCUUUCAAGGUUAUGGAAGAUGCCGAUGCUUCCCUAAGCUUGUUUCGGUGGGCCAAGCGACAACCUUGGUACAAGCCAAGUGAUGAGUGCUACAUGAUUAUGUUUGAUAGGCUGAAUCGAAAUAGAGAUUUUGAGGGGAUUCGAUCGGUUUUUGAUGACAUGGUUGUCGAUUCGGGGGAGAAAGGCACCUCUUUAAUCAAUGCUUACAACCAGGUCAUUCAGUAUUUGGCAAAAGCUGAGAAGUUGGAAUUGGCAUUCUGCUGUUUUAAGAAAAUUCAGGAGUCUGGUUGUGAAGUAGACAGCCAGACCUACAAUUCUGUAAUAGCCCUGUUUUUCAGUAAGGGCUUGCCUCACAAGGCAUUUGAGGUAUAUGAGAACAUGGAAAAUGCAAGGUGCUCGUUAGAUUCAUAUAGUUACGAGUUAAUGGUACCAAGUCUAGCGAAAUCAGGCCGCCUUGACUUGGCAUACAAGCUCUACCAAGAGAUGAAAGAAAAGAGGUUCCGGCCAAAUUUUGGGAUUUUUUCCACACUUGUUGAUACAAUGGGAAAAGCUGGGAGGUUAGACACAUCAAUGAAGGUCUACACGGAAAUGAAGGGUUUUGGGCUUAAACCAUCUGCAACAAUGUAUGUGUCCAUGGUCGAUUCAUUUCUCAAGGCAGGGAAAUUGGAUACUGCAUUAAGGCUUUGGGAAGAUAUGAAGAAGGCAGGGUUAAGACCUAAUUAUGGCCUGUACACUAUGAUGGUUGAGUCACAUGCAAAAUCUGGGAAACUUGAUAUUGCGAUGUCUUUCUUUACUGAUAUGGAAAAAGAUGGAUUCAUGCCUACCCCAACUACCUAUUCAUCACUUCUGGAGAUGCACGCUGCUUCUGGCCAAGUGGAUUCUGCAAUGAAGCUUUACAAUUCCAUGAUAAAUUCCGGUGUAAGACCAGGCCUAAGUACUUUCACGUCCUUGCUGAGCGUCCUGGCAAAGAAGAAUCUCGUGGAUGUUGCUGCUAAGGUUUUACUUGAAAUGAAGGCAAUGGGAUAUUCAGUUGAUGUGACCGCGAGUGAUGUUCUAAUGCUCUACAUCAAGAACAGUUCUGUUGAUCAUGCUCUAAGGUGGUUGCGCUUUAUGGGUUCGUCUGGGAUCCGUACAAAUAAUUUCAUCAUACGUCAACUCUUUGAGUCAUGUAUGAAAAAUGGACUUUAUGAGUCUGCUAAGCCUCUCCUUGAAACGUUUGUAAACUCUGCUGCUAAGGUUGACCUAAUACUCUAUACCUCAAUUCUGGCCCAUCUGGUGAGGUGCAAUGAGGAAGUGAGCGAGAGGCAUUUGAUGUCAAUCCUGAGCGCAACGAAGCAUAAGGCUCAUACUUUCAUGUGUGGACUCUUCACUGGCCCAGAACAGAGGAAGCUGCCAGUCCUAUCCUUUGUAAGGGAAUUCUUCAAGGGCAUUGACUAUGAGUUGGAAGAAGGAGCUGCAAGGUACUUUGUAAAUGUCCUACUUAACUAUCUUGUUCUCAUGGGGCAGAUAAACCGUGCUCGUUGUGUGUGGAAAGUUGCUUAUGAAAACAAGCUUUUCCCAAAAGCAAUAGUGUUUGAUCAACACAUUGCAUGGUCUCUUGAUGUCAGAAACCUGUCUGUUGGAGCAGCUCUUGUAUCGGUCGUCCACACACUCCAUAGGUUCAGGAAGAGGAUGUUGUAUUAUGGUGUCGUCCCCAGACGAAUCAAACUAGUGACUGGGGCGACUCUUAAGAUAGUGGUCGCGCAGAUGCUAAGCUCAGUUGAAUCGCCUUUUGAGGUUAGUAAGGUUGUUUUGAGGGCUCCGGGCGAUACUGUCUUGGAGUGGUUCAAGAAGCCAAUUGUCCAGCAAUUUCUCCUGAAUGAAAUUCCAUCAAGGGCUGACAUUUUGAUGCAUAAACUCAACAUACUUUUUCCCAGUUCUGCACCCGAAAUCAGAUCAGUUUCCCCCCCUAGACCUCUUCUUCCCGGAAAGUAUGCCUAGUUGCAAAUGAGAUUACAUACUAAAUGAUGGAUAAUGGACUUUAUGUAUCUGCAAACUGAUGUGUAAGCUGUUGUUUUACAUGGUAGUCAUGGUUAAACUCUUUCUCUUGACUCUGUAAUAGUGUCUAUUAGAUAGAAACAUCGGGCAUUGCAUUUUUGAAGACUUCUUAGCUGUAUGUGAAUGGGUUUUUAGUUCUUGUUACCCUGUGCAAUUUCCCAAUGUCACCUUGAAUUUCUCAUUUGCAUCCAAAAUAUAACUUCGUGUACUUAGCAGCUUCUUUAAUAUUUUCCACUUGUCUCCACUGAACUAUCUCCAUAUCUGCUAAUGAUCCCUCAUCACUUGCUACUUUCAUGGAGUAUGGCACACCGGAUGAAGUCCGUUUGUGUAACGAACUACCCGAUCGAGUUACAUCAUCGGAAAUCACUUUGGAUGGGUAGAGAUGCAGUCAAAAUGUCCAACCUUCUGUUUCCACUGAUAAGAUAGUGUCACAUUACCAAGUAAUAAGAAAUUGACACCAGCAAAGUUUAAAGCAUGGAAGGUGUGGCGCAAAGACGGUCGUAGCCUCCAGCACAAUGGGAAGAUCAUAACAAUGUUUCGAGCCGAAGGCAAAAAUCCAUUUUAAAGGUUCUUCGUGGAACCAAUUUCUUGGAAUGAAGGCGAGGCAUUCUUGAUGUCCAGUUCGCCCGAAUUCAAUUAUUUGGAACUUAUGGUUUCGUAGAAACACAUUCGCUUAGGCGGCUUAGCAUCGGGUUUUAGAAUAAUUAUCUCUUUGAUUAUGGGCUGUGGCUGUUUUUUU